AUGCCGCGAAAACGUCCGCUGGAUGACCUCAGCGGCCCCGGACCGCGGCGCAGACGCGAGCAGGCACGAAAAGCAAAGAUGUGCAAGGCUGCAGGGAUGUUUAUCAGAAGCACGCUCGAAAAAGGCAUCGAGGGCUUGAGAGAAGAAUUCAACCGGAACCCUCGCAUUUACGAUACGGCCAAGUGCACGGUGAGCGGCCGCAAUCCGACGUUGAACAGAUACAAGGAUAUCGGUUGCCACGAUCACAACCGCGUGCACGUUGUCGGCGCCAACCCCGACGAGUACAUCCACGCGAACUACGUGGGCACCGAGAAGAACCCGAAGCGCUUCAUCUGCACUCAGGGGCCGAUGGAGACGACGAGCGCCGACUUCUGGAUGAUGGUCAUCCAGCAGAAUGUUGAGUCGAUCCUGAUGCUGUGCGAGUUCGAGGAGCAGAACAGGCCAAGGUGCGCCAAGUACUACCCGGACCAGAAGGAACAACAUAUGUCCUUCCGAACAAGUGAUCAGGCCCUGAUUGGCGUCGGCGUCGUGAAUUCAGAAGGUCCAGCUUUGCAGGAGUUCUCAUGCACAAGUGGGGAGCCGGAAGUAGUGGUUCAUGUCCGCAAGUUGAAGGUGUACGACGCCAACUCCCAGUUGGACGUCGAACACUACCAUUGGCGCUUCUGGCCGGACCGCGGCGCUCCUUCUCUCAUCUCCCGCUUCCCGAUUGAACUUCUCGACAAGAUGUCUAAACAAGCAGAUUGGCAUACGCCUCCGAUCGUUGUCCACUGCUCGGCUGGCGUUGGGCGCAUCGGUCCGCUCGUGCUGAUGCAAGGCAUUCUCGAGCUGGUUAGGCUCGGCAAGGAUUUCAAGGUCGAGGACCUGCUAAAGAAGAUGAGGCAGAGUCGCGCGGGCCUGGUCCAGACGGCGCACCAGUACUACUACGUCCACGCGGUGCUCUUGGCAUAUUUUAUGGAGAAGAGGGAGCCCUACAUCUGGAAAUUCGAAGACCUUCGUCCGGAUUUCAACAAGUUCAUGGCGGACUACACGAAGGAGGUCGCCAAGGUCGACAACAACAAGUCCACGAUGUCGUACCUGCCGAGCGUUGCCAUGAAGAAAGCCACC
This is a messenger RNA of Mesorhabditis spiculigera, 1104 nucleotides long. NCBI's taxonomy places the organism in Eukaryota, Metazoa, Nematoda, Chromadorea, Rhabditida, Rhabditidae. The record is from the annotation of a GenBank genome assembly.